Messenger RNA from Trichosporon asahii var. asahii CBS 2479, 1446 nucleotides. RefSeq lists its product as uncharacterized. Gene Ontology annotation, cellular component: endoplasmic reticulum membrane. Bases 1 to 1446 code for a protein of 481 amino acids. The transcript has 2 exons. The record is from RefSeq and is a predicted model, not a curated record. Lineage: Eukaryota; Fungi; Basidiomycota; Tremellomycetes; Trichosporonales; Trichosporonaceae.
AUGUCCAACCCCUUCACAUCCCCGCCACAGCGGCGCCCGGCAGAUCUCCUCAUCUCAACAUCAGACAACGAAGUAGAGUUACCAGACUUCGGGUCACCGUUAAGCUCGCCGCGCUCCCAGAGGUCGCAGAAUGCUCCACUCUUGCACUCACUAAGUGCCUCACCAGCACCUGGCCAGCACCCGUGCGAAGCUGGUAGUUCGAUACGACCUCGAUCCCCGCCGCCGCACCUCGCCCGGCUGCUCAAUGAACCGAUAGACCGCCCUUUCUCUCCGAGCGCACGGUUAGCCGAAAACGGUGGCGCUUUGGCUGGAGAUCCCGCGCAGGAGCACACAUCGCUCUUCCCCGAACGCCAUGGCCCCUCCGCGAGGUGGUACCAUGGUCCGCUGUUCCAAGCUGGUAUCAAGCUGGCCAUUCUGUUCGCCGUAUUCUCCACCCUCUGCAUCUUGACAUUCUGGUUCGGAAUGCCAAAGGUAGAACCCUCGCUUUUGCACAAGUACAAGACGCUGUAUCCUGCACGCAUCAUGCUCUGCGGCGUCGUGGCGUACCUCUACGUGCAGGCCUUCACCCUCCCCGGCUCCAUGUACAUCUCGAUGCUGCUCGGAGCGGCGUUCGGCAUCAUCCCCGGCCUUCUCCUGUCCUGCUUCUGCGAAGCGACCGGAUCUGUGCUGUGCUACACGCUGUCGGCUAUCCUUGCGCCGCCGUUACUGGAGCUGCCCUUUUACCGUACUCGGCUGCAAACCUGGCGUACGAAGAUCAUGGGUGACGCGAGCAAGGGGCAGCAAGCGUCCUGGGACAGCGUGUUCACUGUGCUGGUGAUUCUGCGCAUCCUUCCUCUCCCGCCGCACUGGAUUGCAAACUUUGUCGCGCCGCAUCUGGGCAUCAACGUCGCGUUCUUCUGGCUCACGGCGUUCAUCGGUAUGAUCCCCAUGUCGGUGAUUCAUGUCAUGAUCGGCUCGUCGCUUGACCAGAUGACGUCGGCGGACGACUUCCACCUGAUCAGUGUGCGGAACGUGCUCGGCCUGGCUGCUGUCAUCGUUGCCGUCCUGAUCCCGAUCACGCUGAAGCGCAUCUUCAAGAAGGACUUUGGCGACCUCGCCGACACUCCUGCCGGGCAGCAGGAUGUGGACCACAUCGACGACAUUCCCGCCCCCCAGCCGAUCGAGUUCGACGAGCACGGUCUUCCUAAGGGCUACCAGGAGGUGGACGGGGGCGUGCGCGUCGCCGGCGGUCCGGCAGAGGAGGAGGAGCUGCUCGUCGAUGUCCCUAAGGCGAAGUACACGCCGCGCGGACGGCCAAUCGAUGUGCUCACGAACUUUGACGACGAGCCGCCGCAAGGCUCGUUCUACGAGCUGUCGAUGGCACGCCCGAAGCCGAAGAGAGUCUUCGGCGGCAAGGCGAACCGCAGCUACGGCACGCUCGACGCGGGGCCGAGCCGCAAGAACUAA